AUGAGUAGUAUGCACCCUCAGUGGUUUGCAUUGAAUUAUAUUAACAUUCAUUGCAGGCAGAAUAGCAGUGAGGAGGAUCACAAGAUAAUUGAAGAUAAAGCUAUUGAAGAGUUGAUGAUCAAGCAAUUUGUCAAGAGCAAGUCAAAGAAAUAUCAUGAGCACCAGCUUAUGAUCUCUCAGCUUGAAAUCAAGAUUAUGGCUCAUGAUCAUAAUUGUCUUGCUGCAGUCAGUAUAUCAAGAGAGGGGGUUGAGAAGAAGAUGAGGGAAUUCCUGAACCAAUUACAGAAUCUGAGUGAAGAUAACAACAGCUCAUCUGCCCCAGAGAAGAUGAAGGAAGAUGAUUUUAAGAUUGUGGUGUCCUCUGAUAAGAAUGAUAAGAAGAACAAUAAGAUGGAGAAUGAUUGA
Molecule: messenger RNA, 405 nt
Organism: Coccidioides immitis RS
Lineage: Eukaryota; Fungi; Ascomycota; Eurotiomycetes; Onygenales; Onygenaceae
Exons: 2
Coding region: 1-405 (134 amino acids)
Source: RefSeq, a predicted model, not a curated record